AUGUCUUGGUCACCUAUGCUCGUCUCAACUCCGAGCUCCUCAACUUUCCCCUUCCACUCCUUUGUUCAGCCUCGAACGACCCUAAUUGUUGUCGCUAGUCUCGCUGCUAUAUUUGCGUCAUAUCAAGUCUUGAACAAAGUUUUUCUAGCAGAGCCUUCCAUUCACGCAAACCGUCUUCAUCGCAGCAAUGCCGUCCGUCGCAGAGCCCGAACAACUGAGAGCACGGCGGGAAAUAGUGAUGAUGGCUCAAUUAUGAUGAUGGAAAAUUCAGACGUCAACAAUGACUCUCAUCUCUUCCACGAAGCCUAUGACUGGACCUCACCGCAUUCGCAUGACCGAAAUGGUCAAAAUAUUGUACAACUACUCUUCCGGGUAUCGGAAGACGCGACAAAACGAAAUGCUUACGUCCACCGAGGCUGUGCAUGUAACUGUUGUGGCAUGGUACCCAUUCGAGGCAUAAGGUUUCGAUGUUCAAAUUGCGCAGAUUAUGAUUUGUGUGAAAGUUGUGAAGCACAAGGAGUACAUUUAAAGACUCACAUUUUCUACAAGAUUAAAGUGCCGGCUCUAUCCACAGGUCUUCGAAAUAUGCAACCCGUAUGGUACUUGGGAGAUCCAGAUUCAGUCAAUAGACAGCUCUCAAAAGAGACACUGAUAAAACUCUCUAGAGAGACAGGAUUUGAGAGGCAGGAACUAGAGGCCUACUGGGAACAAUGGACGUUCAUGGCUAAUACGGAUUGGCGAGAUGAUCCGUAUGAAAUUAACCUCGCCAUGGACCGAAAGACCUUUGAGCGAUGCCUCGUGCCCACAGGUGGCUACCGACAGUCUGGCCCAUGCCUUAUCUUCGAUAGAAUGUUUGCCUUCUACGACACCAAUAAAGAUGAUUUGAUCGGAUUCGCAGAGUUUCUCCAUGGUCUCGCCUAUCGAAAGAAGAAGAAUAAAUGGAAGAAGAUCUUUGAGGGAUACGAUAUUGAUGAAGAUGGAUAUGUCGACCGCAAGGACUUCUUACGUAUGUUCCGCUCAUACUACGCUCUAUAUCGCUCUAUGCAUGUUGAUAUGUUGGAGGGAAUGACAGCUCAGCAUAUGAGUAGUGUAGAUGCUCAUCGUCUGGUAGGCAGCCGUCAGCCUCUUAGUAGUGCGUUUGGUCAAGAUGGUCGAUUUCCUAGGGCACCUGAUCUCAGGACCGGGGAGGGAAAAAAUUUUCAACCAAAUGGCGAUUUAGAAAUUGUAGAUGGGAAAGGAGUCAUUAAUGAAAGUUCUCACGAUUAUGGAGAUCGGUACGAAGUAUUCAAGCGUGACUUCUCGAGGGGGAGCUGGGCUGAAAAUCGGAUGAAUAGUCACACAUACUGGGGAGUGAUGCUAAAUCCACCCGAAACAAUGGUACCGCUUCCUGACCUCAUCCAUGGUUUACAACGUGUGCAAUCUCAAGCCGCGGGUAAUUAUCAGAACCUACCACUCACUCAAUCUAAUAAUCUUGCCUCUUCCAGUCUACCGACUACAUCAAAUCAAGUUCAUCACAAUGUUGAUGAUAAUAACGAAGAAAAUGGUGAUUGUGAAGUUGAUGAAGAUAAUGACAACGAAGCUGAAAUCGAAGAUGAUGACAUGUGCAGCGAAUCUGAUGAUGAAGCCUGGCCUCCGACGUUCGUUCAGGUUACUGAUGAAGAUGCAGAAGCAGUAGAUGGGCCGGGGGCUCGAAUCGCUGAUCUACGUCGCUCCAGUCGACAAGAAGUAAUCUCUCAUGCUAUUCUUCGGAUCAGAUCCCACCAUGAGGCCUACGAACGCUGGCAACGGCGGUACUUUUACACUGACGAAGAAGAUGGUGGCAAGCCUCCUGCCGGUUGGAAAGAAGAUGACGAUAUACUUUUACAGAAUGGAGUUGCUGGAGAGAGCUCCAAGUCUCCGCGUCCAACUUUACAUUCUCGUUCAUCGUCCAAAGUUCGCUUUGCCGAAGAUAUGGAUGAUUUUGACACGAGAUCAAACAUAUCUACAUCUUCUCGAAGCAUUCCAGAAAGAUGGGGAGGGCUAGAAAUUCCAGAUGCUGAGAAAGAUGCUGGCAAGGAAAUUCUUUAUCAGGUAACCCAACAAGCGUUCAAUGAGCUUCUCGACCAUCUUUUCAAAGAAAAAGAGGAUCUCGCUCUCGAAUAUGCAUCUACAAAACAUCAACGACAGAUCUAUCGCUAUUUAUACUCUAACCCUGAAUUUGAAGAAUGGGCCAUUCAACAACAAGAAUCCAGACCCCAACACAGCCAAGUUACGUCAAACAGUGAGGCAAAAACAAAGUUCGUACCAACUGAGUCUAUCCUUGAAGAACUCAGCAUAGGAUUCUCUGAAGAAUUAAUUGAAGAGACGGAAACCAACAUUACAGGAGGUAACAGUGGUGAUGAGAUAAACUCAUUGGUAGAUGGCCCUUUAAACAGGACAAGUUCUCGUACCGAAGAUACGAGCGAUAAUUUCAGACAAUGGGCUCAAGUCUUUGACUCCUCACCGGCGCCUACAUCAUCUCUUACUACAAACGAACAAGAGCCAUCAUCUCUAUUACUGUACUCGGGGCCAUGGAGAAUAGCAUCGCCUCGUAUUGAUCCUAAUAAUAUAUCCAUAGACGAUGUGUCAGAGACACAAAUAUUUCGAGAUCCAACUAUGCCUCAAUUUCGCCCAAAUGCAUAUGAGCUCACAGCUCGAAGCGAGCAGUCUUACAUCAAUGAGAUGGAAGAUUGUAAAAGAAGCACUGAAGUUGAUGAGAAGGUAACACAGAUACAACAAAGUCGACCAGCUAACCCCACACCAGACUCUAAGGAUCAGACUCCAUUUAAGCUCGAACAAAGCAAGGAAGAACAACUCCACCAUAAUAUUACGAAGGCCGAAGGUAUAUCAAAAACUAAUCUCCUCCGGUUAUGGAAAUGUGAAAAGGCAGCCAACGAAGCUAAUGAAAGAGGAGGUUGGGGUAGACUUGAUUACAGAGAGUUUGAGGCGUCAGUGAUGGAAGAGCUUAGUCGUGAUAAAGGAAAAAAGAGUGCCAGGGACAGUGAUAACCCGGCUAGAAUGGAUUACCUGGGUAGCUGGAUUGAAUUUUGUAUUCCAUGA
This is a messenger RNA of Blumeria graminis f. sp. triticale, 3078 nucleotides long. The record is from the annotation of a GenBank genome assembly. Lineage: Eukaryota; Fungi; Ascomycota; Leotiomycetes; Helotiales; Erysiphaceae.